Messenger RNA from Pungitius pungitius (ninespine stickleback), 1237 nucleotides. Its product is annotated as RNA binding protein fox-1 homolog 3-like. Gene Ontology annotation, molecular function: mRNA binding. Gene Ontology annotation, cellular component: nucleus; cytoplasm. NCBI's taxonomy places the organism in Eukaryota, Metazoa, Chordata, Actinopteri, Perciformes, Gasterosteidae. The record is from RefSeq and is a predicted model, not a curated record. Gene Ontology annotation, biological process: nervous system development; regulation of alternative mRNA splicing, via spliceosome.
UGUCAUUCCCCUCUUCUUCUUCCUCUCUGCCGGCGGCUCUCACGUGGCGCUCUCAGGGCUUUGGGUUUGUAACUUUUGAAACGAGCACAGAUGCUGAUCGCGCACGGGAGAAACUAAACGGUACAAUCGUAGAGGGACGCAAAAUAGAGGUGAAUAACGCAACAGCGCGAGUGAUGACAAACAAAAAGGUGGCCAACCCGUACACGAACGGCUGGAAGCUGAACCCGGUGGUGGGAGCCGUCUACGGCCCGGAACUCUACGCCGUAACAGGGUUUCCCUACCCCGCCACAGGCGCCACGGUGGCCUAUCGGGGCGCCCACUUGCGAGGUCGGGGGCGGGCCGUGUACAACACGUUCCGCACGGCUCCCCGCCCCCCCCCCAUCCCGGCCUACGGAGCGGUGGUGUACCAAGAUGGCUUCUACGGAGCAGAGAUCUACGGGGGCUACGCCGCGUACAGGUUCGCCCCGCCCACCACCACCACCGCCUACAGUGACAGCUAUGGCAGAGUCUAUGCAACAGCGGACCCCUACCACCACACGAUCGGCCCCGCAGCCACGUACAGCGUGGGGACCAUGUAAAUACUAACGGGAGAGCUGUGCUCAUAUUGAUGGACAUCACAGAUGAAAACAACGAGGGGAGGAGAACUAGCUUUAAGAAAAUAACACAAGAAGACGAAGGAGGUGGAGGAGGUGGAGGAGGAGGAGGAGGAGUCUCUCUACUGAGGCUGGCGCCGCGGUAGCGGCGUCACACCGGCCACAAACUUGAGGGACGGAGUGAGCCCGUUUCCACCGGGGGGGCCCCCUCCUCGCCGGGAAAAAAAGACAAGCGAGAGAAUGCAAAGUUUCCCCUUAUUAUAAAACAUUUUAUUUUUCUAUACUUUUGUGAUUUACAAAUGGUAAAAAAAGUGUAUAAAGCAGAUGUGUACAAAUGUGUUUGAUGUUCUUUGGGAGGGAGGUGAACAGCUGAUUCUGGGGUACGCAGGGAGGAGGAGGAGGGAGGACACCCCCCUGCCCCCCCCCCCCCCCCCCUUCUCCACCUCUCAAUGGCAGGCAGACGCACUUUCUACGCUGCACCUCCUGUGGGUGGGGUCAAAGGUCAGCCUCACUGGUCUCACUGCUCCGCCUUCUUCCUUCCGGCCUCCCCGACCUCCUUCCUCCUUUUUUUCCUCCCUCGGCUGGUGACGUCGUCACUUCCUGCUUUUUGCUGCGGUGUCACCGGCCGGCACCCUCCCCCCCCC